Messenger RNA from Merops nubicus (carmine bee-eater), 237 nucleotides. It is a transcript of the gene NDP, whose product is annotated as Norrie disease (pseudoglioma). The annotation marks the transcript as partial. The transcript has a single exon. Lineage: Eukaryota; Metazoa; Chordata; Aves; Coraciiformes; Meropidae. The record is from RefSeq and is a predicted model, not a curated record. Gene Ontology annotation, biological process: Wnt signaling pathway.
UCUUCGCAGAUGGUGCUGCUGGCUCGCUGCGAAGGACGCUGCAGCCAGAUGUCACGCUCGGAGCCGAUGGUUUCCUUCAGCACCGUCCUGAAGCAGCCUUUCCGCUCCACCUGCCACUGCUGCCGGCCCCAGACCUCCAAGCUGAAGGCCAUGCGGCUGCGCUGCUCCGGGGGCAUGCGGCUCACUGCCACCUACCGCUACAUCCUCUCCUGCCACUGCGAGGAGUGCAACUCCUAG